Messenger RNA from Cyphellophora attinorum, 1068 nucleotides. RefSeq lists its product as uncharacterized. Gene Ontology annotation, molecular function: hydrolase activity, hydrolyzing O-glycosyl compounds. Lineage: Eukaryota; Fungi; Ascomycota; Eurotiomycetes; Chaetothyriales; Cyphellophoraceae. The transcript has 2 exons. The record is from RefSeq and is a predicted model, not a curated record. Bases 1 to 1068 code for a protein of 355 amino acids. Gene Ontology annotation, biological process: carbohydrate metabolic process.
AUGGUCGCAAUACCUUUGCCUGUGGCCAUUCUCGCUGCAACAAGUCUGCACAGUCGGCAGAGUCCCGAAAGUGCUCCUCCACCAGCUGCACAGGGAGGACUCCCCAACUAUUAUGGCUCUGUGAGACAGGUCACCCGCUCUGACUUCCCGGAUCCGGCCCUCCUCUACUACAAUGGUAUCACAUAUGCCUACUCCACCAACAGCGGCUCAGGGACACACAUUCCCGUCGCGACAUCCACUGACAACACCACCUUCAACGUCCUGGACGGCAAAGAUGCACUUCCCGGUCUCGCAGCCUGGGAGAAUGGCAACAACGUCUGGGCGCCAGACGUCGUCCAGAUCUUUGACUCUGCUACAGUGUCACAGUCCAAGUUCGUGAUGUACUACGCCUCCGGCACCCUCUCAAGCAAGGGGAAAUAUCACUGCAUUGGCGCCGCCACCGCCAGCACGCCUCUCGGUCCCUUUGUGCCCAUAAGCGACCAACCUUUUAUCUGUCCAAACAUUCCCACCAGCGGCGGUGCAAUCGAUCCAGAAGGGUUUCUCGACCCGGUCACCGGGAGGCGCUAUGUUGCAUACAAGCAGGACGGCAAUGCAAUCGGCCACGGCGGAAGCUGCGGCAAUGGUGUCGCGCCGAAGCAAGUCACACCCAUCAUGUUGCAGGAAGUGAGCGCCGACGAUGGCGUCACGCUGAUUGGAGCACCGCAGCCGCUGCUCGACAGGGACGAAGCAGACGGUCCGUUGAUCGAAGCGCCAAGUCUACACCGCAGCGAGGAUGGGAUAUACUUCCUCUUCUAUGCCAGUAACUGCUUCGAUUCCCCAGAGUACUCCACUAGCUAUGCGACGAGUACGAAUGUCUGGGGUCCGUACGUGAAAGCACAACGGCCGCUGCUGCACACGGGCAACGGGGCGAGUGUGACUGGUCCCGGAGGUCUGGAUGUUCCGGCUGCAGGCGAUGGUCUGGUUGGGUUUCAUGGGCGCGUGAAUCCGGACAACACGCCCCUAGUAAGGGCAGCAUAUACCGCGAGACUUGUUUUCGAUGGCCGGAUAGUCGGCUUUGCGACUUCCUAG